GUCACCGGCUGAAAAAGUAAAUAAACUUGAUGUUGAGUUCAGAAGAGGAGCUGAGUUGAGAGGAAGUCGGCGAGAGGCAACGCGAUCUGCGCAACGCUCCCAUGCGCUGUUACCUGGGCGGAAGGGAAAACUCUCGUUACUGGAACGGGCCUCGUUGCUUUGCCUUUGACAAGAUGCAGGUUGACAGAACGGAUCCUCACAGGAUGGAUGUUCCUUCUCGAUAUACUACCAAGUGAAGCAUAAAACAAGUCCAAGGCCAGGAACACCCCAUUUCGGUCAGGGAGAAAUCCAGACACCAAAGGUAAAGCGGAAGAGGAAGUUUUGUCACGUGCCGAGCAACUUCAAAAGGAGAGGAAGCAACCUUAUACAUGAAAUAAACAAGCUAAGAAAGUGGAAUAUUCUCAGCAGGAAGAGCUGCCCUCUCUGCUAAGUUGUCCCAGCAAGAAAGGAGGAGGGAAGGCAAACUGGGCAUUGGGCAACUUUGGACUUUGUUGGGGACUGGUCGGAGAGCAGCUGGAGCUGACAGCUGCCCCAAUGCUGGAUCACAGAACUAGGAUGGACAGCUCCAAGAAGGGGAAGAAGACACAACUGAAGCCAUCCAGAAUUCCCAAGACGAAUAAAGGCUGAGGCACUUGGAAAGUCCUUCUACAGUUUGCAUCAUUUUGUUAGUGUUGCUGAUCACUGGCCUUCCUUUUUUCUCUGCCGGGCAGAGUUGCUGGACCUAUUUCCUCCGCUGGUGAACCUUUAAUCUUUUCGGAUUGGAAACGUUGCCCUCAAUAUCAACAACGCUCAGCCUUGAGCUUAAGCAAACACACAACAAAAAAAAAGAGACAAGAGACUCGGGUCAGUCUUGUCAGCUUCAGACCAGGUGGCCGAGAGCAGACAGGCAGCAAACGGGUUUCCGCAGAGCAAGCCCAGAAUCAAUGGACAGUUUGGAGGGUUCGCGGUUGUCAAUGAUGAAGGAAGUGUUUGACAGCUUGCAACUGGUGGAGCAGAUCCUCUCAGAAUUCCGGCUACAAGAACAGGAUCUGAAGAAGGUGAUGCAUCGGAUGCAGAAGGAGAUGGACCGGGGCUUGAAGCUGGAGACACAUGAGGAAGCCUCUGUGAAGAUGCUGCCCACUUAUGUACGCUCUACCCCUGAGGGAUCAGAGGUGGGAGAUUUUCUGUCUUUGGAUCUCGGGGGCACCAAUUUCCGAGUCAUGCUGGUGAAAGUGGGUGAAGGUGAAGAAAAACAAUGGAAUGUGAAGACGAAGCACCAGAUGUAUUCCAUACCGGAAGAUGCCAUGACAGGAACAGCUGAAAUGCUCUUUGAUUACAUCUCAGAAUGCAUCUCGGACUUCCUAGACAAACAUCAGAUGAAACACAAAAAACUACCUCUGGGCUUCACGUUUUCAUUUCCUGUUCGACACGAAGACCUCGACAAGGGGAUCCUAUUGAACUGGACUAAAGGCUUCAAAGCGUCAGGAGCUGAAGGGAACAACGUCGUUGGGCUUUUGAGAGAUGCUAUCAAACGGCGAGGGGACUUUGAGAUGGACGUAGUCGCAAUGGUCAAUGACACAGUGGCAACGAUGAUAUCCUGCUACUAUGAAGAUCACCAAUGUGAAGUUGGCAUGAUAGUGGGCACAGGUUGCAAUGCUUGCUACAUGGAAGAGAUGCAGAAUGUAGAGCUUGUGGAAGGAGAUGUAGGUCGGAUGUGUGUAAACACCGAAUGGGGAGCCUUUGGAGCAUCAGGGGAGCUGGACGAGUUCCUCUUGGAGUAUGAUCGUGUGGUGGAUGAGACCUCACUUAACCCCGGUCAGCAGCUGUAUGAGAAGAUAAUAGGAGGAAAGUAUAUGGGAGAGAUCGUACGGCUAGUGCUGCUAAAACUUGUCAAUGAAAACUUGCUCUUCAAUGGAGAAGCGACAGAGAAGCUAAAAACCAGAGGAUCUUUUGAAACUCGCUUUAUCUCACAAAUUGAAAGUGACCCCGGUGACCGUAAGCAGAUUUACAACAUCUUGACAUCCUUUGGGCUGUUGCCCUCUGUAACAGACUGUGACAUUGUCCGUAUGGCGUGCGAGAGCGUCUCUACGAGGGCUGCGCAGAUGUGCUCAGCUGGGCUGGCCGGUGUCAUUAACCGCAUGAGAGACAGCAGGUGCGAGGACACGUUGAAGAUCACAGUGGGUGUCGAUGGCUCCGUCUACAAGCUCCACCCCAGCUUCAAAGAUCGGUUCCACGCAGCAGUCAGGCAACUUACACCGGACUGCGACAUCACCUUCCUGCAGUCGGAGGAAGGCAGUGGCAGGGGAGCGGCUCUCAUCUCGGCAGUCGCGUGUAAGAUGGCGUGCAUGAUUGGCCAAUGAAAUGCCACUGUGAAAGGACCGUGAAAGGGAUGCCACCCACCUGGGAAGUGCCCCCUCCACCCACUGCCAGGCUGAGGUGUUUCAGGGUGUGCCAAGGAAGCAGAACCAGAAGACGGAAGCUAUUCCUGGGGGGGGGGAAAGGGGGAGGGAAUGGAGUGGUGUCGGGUUCCUCCGAACCUCUGCCUCUACACAACACAAUAACCAUGCAAAAAUAGUCUCUCCUUUCUGUCCUUAAAACCUUCUCCACUCCUGCAAGCUCUGGGGAAGGUUUCAAAUUAUGCAAAUAAGCAGCUUCUCAUAGUAGGGGG
Messenger RNA from Lacerta agilis (Sand lizard), 2647 nucleotides. RefSeq names its product glucokinase (gene GCK). Bases 924 to 2339 code for a protein of 471 amino acids. Gene Ontology annotation, molecular function: ATP binding; glucokinase activity; mannokinase activity. Gene Ontology annotation, cellular component: mitochondrion; cytosol. The transcript is spliced from 11 exons. The record is from RefSeq and is a predicted model, not a curated record. Gene Ontology annotation, biological process: glycolytic process; intracellular glucose homeostasis; glucose 6-phosphate metabolic process. NCBI's taxonomy places the organism in Eukaryota, Metazoa, Chordata, Lepidosauria, Squamata, Lacertidae.